AUGAAUUAUAUCACAGCAUUCGAUAUAGGACUUAGUAAAGAUGUUUAUUAUAGCGGUGAAAAUAUAUCAGGCAAUGUUAUUCUUGAAAAUUCACACGAUAUUCUUAUUAAAGAAAAAUGCGAUGAAAAAGAUGAUCGCAUAUUAUAUAGUGGUUUGCAUCAAUUUCCAUUUCAAUUUCGAUUACCACACUCUUCAAUGCCAUGUUCAUUGGAGACGAAAUUUGGAACGAUACGUUAUUAUGUUAAGGUAAUUAUUGAUAUUGCACAUGGCAGUAUACCACAAGGUAUCAAAUAUUUCACAAUUAUUGGACCAUCUACAGAUUGUAUGGAUGAGAAAUAUUGUUGUGCAUUGCUUGGACAAAACAAGGAAGUAACAUGGCAUGGAUGCUGUAAACGUGGUGCUUUAGCAUUAAGAGUUAUUAUGGAUCGUACAGCAUAUUUAUGUGGUGAAAAUGUAAGAAUUUUAGCACAUGUUGAGAAUCGGCAAGAUGGAAUAGUUUGGAUUGUAAUGCGUCUAACUCAGCACGUGGAAUAUUUUGUGGAGAAGAAUGCUGGAGAAAACAAACAGAUUGAUUGUGUAGUUUUGGAAAACAAGACAUUACCUGUUCAACCAUAUACGCAAGGCAAAUUUGAUACAGCUCAAUUGCAAUCAUUUAUCUUACCUGUUGUACCUCCAACAUUGAUCGGUGUUUGUAGAUUGCUACAGAUCUUCUACACAUUUCAAGCUUAUGUAGAAGAUGAAAAAGGCAAUCAAGCACUGCAAAUGGAAUUCCCGCUUACAAUUGCUACAUUACCGUUCCUGAAAGCAACAAUGCCAAAACCUAUGCUUAAUUACGGUAUGCAAUUUUUCUAG
This is a messenger RNA of Acanthocheilonema viteae, 852 nucleotides long. The record is from the annotation of a GenBank genome assembly. NCBI's taxonomy places the organism in Eukaryota, Metazoa, Nematoda, Chromadorea, Rhabditida, Onchocercidae.